AUUCUGCUUCUUCAUCUUACGCGCUCACCUUAAUCCUCUCUCCGCCGCAUCCUCAGUCCACACCUUCAAAUUUCUUAAUCCCAAAGACAUUUUGCCGACAUUGUCUUUAUCUAUAUAUAUAUACGCAAAUUUUCUCCAGUUUCCAUAUCCACUCUCCAUUCAAUUUCAUUCUUCCAUCUGAUCAUGAAGCGAUUCAGACUUGAAUCUUCAAUUCACCCAUUACAAAUGGCCGAUUCCUCGAUUUCUUCCUCCGUGCCGGAGUUUCGCCCCCGAGUUUUUGCCUGCAAAACUUGUAAUCGUGAAUUUUCCUCGUUUCAAGCUCUCGGUGGCCACAGAGCUUCGCAUCGGAAGCCGAAAUUGUCGCCGUCGUCCGGUGAUGUUUUUCAUAAUAAUCAGAUUAAGACAAAGGUUCAUGAGUGCUCUAUUUGUGGAGUUGAGUUUCCUGUUGGACAGGCUCUUGGCGGUCACAUGCGACGGCAUCGGAAUUCUUCUCCCCCGCCUGUUGAUGAUCGUCCGGCGAUUGCUCAGCCCGUGUCCGAUGACUCCGAUUCCGAUGCCAGUUUUGGAGGAGGUGUUGGAUUGGAUUUGAAUCUCACGCCGUUGGAGAAUGAUCUCGUUCGCUUGCAGUUGAUGGCUCCGCCGGUCGGUUGCUUGACAUAAUUUUUCUAAUUUUUUUUGUAUAAAAUAUUUAAUUUCUCUACGAUAAUGAUGAUGACUAUACACAGAGACUUCAUUUUUUUUGUUUGUUUGUUUUAAAUCAGACUUCAUUUUUUUCUCUUGCAA
This is a messenger RNA of Benincasa hispida (wax gourd), 783 nucleotides long. Its product is annotated as zinc finger protein ZAT11-like. The record is from RefSeq and is a predicted model, not a curated record. Lineage: Eukaryota; Viridiplantae; Streptophyta; Magnoliopsida; Cucurbitales; Cucurbitaceae. Gene Ontology annotation, biological process: response to chitin; response to stress.